UUUAAUGAAUACAGUUUUCCCACUACUCAGUAAUCCCAGCCAUAUUCUUUUUUUUUUUUAACUUUUACCUUCUUUCUUAGAAUCAAUACUAAGUAUUAGUUCCAAGGCAGAAGGCUAGCCAAUUGGGGUUUAAGUGACUUGCCCAGGGUCACACAGCUUAGAAGUGUCUGAAAUCAGAUUUGAUCUAUUCACUGAGCCACCUAGCUGCCCCUCCUACACAGUCUUUCUAUCAAAUCUAAGACAUUUCAUGGAUAAAACUGGAGGGUGAAUAAAGAAAUGUGGCUGCUUUGAUGUUUACAGAGUAUCUGUAGGGUUUUUUGUUUUUUUUUUUAAACCCUUACCUUCCAUCUUGGAGUCAAUACUGUGUAUUGGCUCCAAGGCAGAAGAGUGGUAAGGGCUAGGCAAUGGGGGUCAAGUGACUUGCCCAGGAUCACCCAGCUAGGAAGUGUCUAAGGCCUAAUUUGAACCCAGGACCUCCUGUCUCUAGGCCUGACUCUCAAUCCACUGAGCCAUCCAGCUGCCCCCGUAUCUGUAGGUUUUGAGGGAAAGUUCAAAUGUGAACUUCCCUCAGGGCUCAGCGCAAGGAUUUUCUCUGAAGUUUUUAUGUAUAAAAAUAGACUAUUUGUUGUAAAUAUAAAAGAAUAUAAGGAUAAAAACGAGUACUAUACUGCAGGGAUCUAUCUGCCCCCAAAUCCACUGGAUCCAUAGGGGUUCUCUUUCCUGUUUUCACAGGCUACACUAUCUCCCUGAUAUCUAAAUAACCCCAAAUUUUCCUUAUUUAUGCUACCUUUCACUAUAUCCUUAUAAAUUGUGAAUUUUAGAUUUACUCCACCCUGCUUCGUCUUUAGAAUUCUACUAACUAGGAAUGUAUACACCCCCACUUAAGGAUUAACUGUGAGGAGGAUGGCCCAUGACCAAUAUGUGCUGGCAAGUGACAAAUCAGAAACAACUGACAGUCCCUUGGGCUGUCCUAAGCCAAGCUUAAGCUACGAUUGGUACAUGUGAGACGCAGGAAGUGAUGUAAAGAACCGCCUAUUUAUUUCACAGCACUUCCUCUCUGGCUUGAGGGUGUGGGUAGCUCUCAGUGGAUUGGGAGCUCUGGGUGGCAUUUUGACUUUCUUGUGGUGUUUGGCCCUCUAGCGUGGUUUAGGAGAGGCGUCUUCCCUGAGCUACCUUGAUAUAGAUUACUGUGCAUAGGAGCUCAGGGAUUUAAACACUCAUGGCACAAAAAACAUUCCUGUAAAUCUAAAGAAACAGUUUCCUACUAUGACAAUGAAGAUUCCUGCCAAAAGAAUAUUUGGUGAUAAUUUUGAUCCAGAUUUUAUUAAACAGAGAAGAGCAGGACUGAAUGAAUUCAUUCAGAAUUUAGUUAGACAUCCAGAUCUAUGCAACCAUCCAGAUGUCAGAGCAUUUCUUCAAAUGGACAGCCCAAGACAUCAGUCAGAUCCUUCUGAAGAUGAAGAUGAAAGAAGUAUUCAGAAGCUACACUCUACCUCACAGAACAUCAACCUGGGACCAUCUGGAAAUCCUCAUGCCAAACCAACAGAUUUUGAUUUCCUUAAAGUUAUUGGAAAAGGCAGCUUUGGUAAAGUUCUUCUUGCAAAAAGGAAACUAGAUGGAAAAUUUUAUGCUGUCAAAGUGUUGCAGAAAAAAAUUGUUCUGAAGAGGAAGGAGCAAAAACAUAUUAUGGCUGAACGUAAUGUGCUCUUGAAAAAUGUGAAGCAUCCAUUUUUGGUUGGAUUACAUUAUUCAUUCCAGACAACUGAAAAGCUUUAUUUUGUUCUGGAUUUUGUAAAUGGAGGGGAGCUAUUCUUUCAUUUACAAAGAGAACGGUCCUUUCCAGAACACAGAGCCAGAUUUUAUGCUGCAGAAAUUGCCAGUGCUUUGGGCUACUUGCAUUCCAUAAAAAUAGUAUACAGAGACUUGAAACCAGAAAACAUUCUUUUGGACUCAAUAGGACAUGUUGUUUUAACAGAUUUUGGGUUAUGUAAAGAAGGGAUCGCUAUAUCUGACACAACUACAACAUUUUGUGGGACACCAGAGUACCUUGCACCAGAAGUGAUUAGAAAACAGCCUUAUGACAAUACUGUAGAUUGGUGGUGCCUUGGUGCUGUUCUCUAUGAAAUGCUGUAUGGGUUGCCUCCAUUUUACUGCCGGGAUGUUGCUGAGAUGUAUGAAAACAUACUCCAUAAACCUUUAAAUUUGAGGCCAGGAGUGAGCCUCACUGCCUGGUCCAUUCUGGAAGAACUUCUGGAAAAAGACAGACAAAAUCGACUUGGUGCCAAAGAAGACUUUCUUGAAAUUCAAAAUCAUCCUUUCUUCGAAUCAAUCAACUGGACUGACCUUGUUCAAAAGAAGAUUCCACCACCCUUUAAUCCUAAUGUGGUUGGACCAGAUGAUAUCAGGAACUUUGAUGCAGCCUUUACGGAAGAAAUGGUUCCGUAUUCUGUUUGUAUAUCUUCUGACUAUUCCAUAGUGAAUGCCAGUGUUUUGGAGGCAGAUGAUGCAUUCGUCGGUUUCUCUUAUGCGCCUCCUUCUGAAGAUUUGUUUUUGUAAGAGUGAACAUUCAGAAAACACCAGGAAGUAAAAACCUUAACGAUCAAAGUGACAUUUUUCUAUAUGGGAAAAUAUUCCAAAAUGCGUCUUAACUAGUGCCUCAUUUUUAUAUGUAAAGUUGGGAUCUUUGAAACUUUUCUCUGCUGUACAUGGAAAAAAAAAUAGGGCAUUUCAGAAAGUUGAAUGCUUUGUUACUCUUAAGAUUAUUUUUAAAGAAAUAUUUUACAAACUAUUCUUAACAUUGACCUGUUGUUAAGCAAAAAAUAAAAAGUUUGCUGUUGACUGUUGUUUUUCCUUAUAGGUUUUCACUAGUAUCUAUCCAGAAUUAGCUGUUUUCAAUAGCUACAGCAGUUUAAUAUAAUGCUUUUCAGUUCAGCACAUCAUCCCCAUAGUGAUUUUGAGUGUAAUGUUAUAACUAUGCAAUUAUUUUUUGUAUUUGUUAUUGGAAAGGAAAUAACAUUGCCAUAUUAAAUCACUGAGAUCUGAAGUACUUGACAGUAUUAAAAUGAAAAUGCAUUAGUUAACAAGACAUGUUGGUUUAUAGCUAAUUUUAAUGACCUUUCAUUCUGCAGAUCUCUAAGCAUUAAAAAAUUGAAAAUCCCUUGUCUCUAACACACUGGCAUUCAAAUUGGCGUGUGAUUUUUUUUUUCCAUACAAGAAACAGAAAAUAAAUUGCUAAUAUUUCUUAAACAUUCCAAAGAUGUCAUGGGCAGGACAAGUAUUAUAGAUUUUGUGUAUGUGAUACUGAAAUAAUCUUUUUUUUCUGCACUGUAUCAUGCAUUUAAAAUUUGUAUUUGUGUUUUCAGAUUGUUAGUGUUUUGUCUUCUUCAUCUUUAGUACAGUAUGCAUUCAUUCUGAAAUUUGGUAUUUGCUUUGCAAAUAUGUAAAUAACUUUUCAAAGUCAUUGUCUUAAUAUAUUACGUGUUAUAUACUAGUAUUAAAAGUUUUAAAAUACUCAUGUAGGGACAGCAGGUGUUCAGUGGAUAAAAAGGCAGGCCUGGAGACUGGACCUGGGUUCAAAUCUCAUCUCAGAUACUCCCUAGCUGUAUGACCCUGGGCAAGACACUUAACCCCAAUUGCCUAGCCUUUUUUUAUGCUUUUUUGCUGUGGAACUGAUAUAUAGUAUCAUUAUGAGACAGCAAGUAAGGCUUUAAAAAAAAAAUCAUGCCAACUAAUUUGUAAAACACACAUAAAUACUCAUGUAAUUAUAAACUUCAAUUUUUUUCUGUAGUUUACUGUAUCAAUUCCAAAAGCAUUUUUAGAAUAAUGUUAUCAUAUGCAAUUUAAUAAUUAUGCUAAUUUAGCCUUCAUUUAUUUUAGAGAAGCACAGAGAAUUUACCCAUAGCUGUUGAUUUUUGAUCACUUGUAAUUUCAGCACAACUUAGUAUAGAUCCCAAAAAACUAGAAAAUACUGCUUAGAAGCCUGAAAUCUCAUUAUCAGUUAGGAAGACUCUUUAAAUCUUGCAAAAAAUUCCUCUCAAAGUAUAUGAGAAACAUGGUUUAUGAAAGAGCUAAUAGCACACCAGUUUAGAUUCUCUUAACUAAACAUUUUUUUCCAAAUUUUUUCUUUGAAACAGUAAUCACAAAAGUAUUAUUAACAUUCAUUUAAAAAGCAAUCCUGUAGAAUGAAAAGGAGGAAAAAAUUCAAAGUAAUAGUAUAAGCGUUCCUAAAAACUAAUUGCUUUUGAACACUGUUUUCCUAUAAAAGUAAUAAUUUAGUUACGACACUGUCUGUAAAUAUUUCUUUUGUCUGACACUAUUGUAAAUUCUCCUUUACAGAAAAGUUUUUUGUUUAUUAUAGAUCAAAAUGAAAACUGCCACAUUUUGCAGAAUUUGUAUUGAUUUGGCCACUCUUUAAAAAAUAAACUGCCUAAAAUUAAAGUGCAAUAUUAUGUAUUUUUAAUAAAAGGUAGAAUUCUAAUGUUUUUCCAAUUACAAGUAAUACAAUUAGUGUGUAAUAUAAAAUGAAAUAAAGUUGUUGUUAACCUUGUGGCCUGUUAUUAACUCAAGCUAAAAUUAUAUAUAAAUAUUAUGUCUUUUUGUUGUUGUUCAGUUGUAUCCAACUAUCUUUCACCCCAUUUGGGGUUAGCAAAGAUACUGGAAUGGUUACCAUUUCCUUCUCCAGCUCAUUUUACAAAUGAGGAACUGAAGCAAACAGGAUUAAAUGACUUGCCCAGGGUCACACUGCUGUCAUAUAGCUAGUAAUUGUCUGAGACCAGGUUUAAACUCAAGAAUAUGAAUCUUCUGACUCCAGACCUGUCAUUCUAUCCACUGUACUGUCAAAUGCUCAGUAUUACAACUAUAUAAUUCCAAAAUAUUCUUAGGGGAAAUUAUUAGAUUCUUAGGAUCAGGUUAGUCAAGGACAAAAUGCUUCACAUGAGAUCUUCAUUUCUGUUUCAGGAGCCUGGUUUCAUGUUUUCAUGUUUCUUGAUAUGUUUGCACUUUUUAAAUUGGAAAAUAUUUUCAUAAUUGCACAAAAGUAUUUUUAGAAUUAUUUUUUCUAGGUCAUAUAUAACAGGAUGUCAGAUUAGAGCAAACUAAGGAUCAUUUAAGUUUAUGACUAGAAAUACUUUUGGAUCAUACUUGAUCAAUCAACUCAAAUUUGCUCAUUCAGUUUUUCAUACAUGCCAUAUAGAGCAGUAUUCUCAGAAGCCAAAGAUUUUACCACUUGCAUUAAGGCAGAAUUCUCACUCUUCUGGAAGGUGGGAGAAUUGGUAAAUAAGAAAUCUAAUUCUUUGCUCCUAGUGGAUAAGAUACAAAGAUCAGUUCACUAGUAAAACUACAUGAUAUUGGUCUUGAGGGUAUGAAAUGCCUCUAGAAUAAAAAGGAAUUAAAGAAACAUUGGAGCAAAACAUAAGACAACCAAGUAAUUUGUAAGCCAUUCCUUAUAUCCAUUGUGGCUUAUUAAAUUUAUCUACAGAAAAAUUAGCCAAAUCAAAUGAGCCUUAAGAGGUUUUUUUUUGGUAUACAAAAGAUGAUGUUCAAGUGAAGAACUCUGUGUUUAUAUUUUUCUCUGUGCCCUAGUCCAAAUAAAUAGUAAUAUGAAACCUGAAACUAACUUAAUAACCAUGCAUUAACGUUUCAUUCUAACAUAUUUGUGUUGCUGAAUUUUUUUCUUUUGGGAUUCUUGAUAAUCGGUUAUUAAUAUGCAUUCAUUAGAUAAAAAAUGAAAUGUUGAAGUAGAUAAAAAUUUCCUACCAAUAAAAAAAGAUGUUAAAUUUAGUUCAACAUAGUUAAAUAUUCCACUUUGUUAUUCAGUAUAAAAAUAAUUGAGAUGUAGAAUAUAAAAGUAUUUGCUUAUAAAAGAAUAUAUUAUUGUGAGAAAUAAUAUGACAUAAAAAUAUAUCAUUUUGCAAUUA
Messenger RNA from Monodelphis domestica (gray short-tailed opossum), 5915 nucleotides. Lineage: Eukaryota; Metazoa; Chordata; Mammalia; Didelphimorphia; Didelphidae. The record is from RefSeq and is a predicted model, not a curated record.